AUGGACGAACGACGUCUCUUGACGGAUGAGGAGGAGAGUGGUCCCUUGAGGGAGCUGUUGAGGCGCCACGGGCGGCCUACUUUUAAUGCGCCUCGAGAAUCGCAGAUACGGAAUGAGGAGGAGGAGAGUGGUCUCUUGGCAGAGCUGUUGAGGCGCCAGCGACAAGUUGAAGAAAACCCCAUCAUAGCAGCCGUCAUGGACCCGCCAAGCCCACGUGUUGAGGUGCCUCGAGGCUCGAAUGAGAGCACUGGCCAGCCGCUGUUGAGGCGCCAGGGACAGCUGGAGGAACUCACCAUGGCGCCUUGCAUGCAUCAGCGUCGGCUGCCUGUGAAUCCCCAGGAGCCCGUGCUGUCUCCGUCCCAUUCACAUGCUGACGUCCCUGCGCUGGAGGAGGGCGGCUGUUUAGGUGCAACCGGGGAGGGAGGGAUGGUGGAGGGGAUGAUGAUGCUGGAAGCUUUGAUGUUGCAGGAUGGGGGGAUGCAGGGGGGAGGGAUGAUGUGGGGUGGAGGGAUGAUGCAGGAGGGAGGGAUGAUGGAAAGUUCUUCUUUUGAGGUGGCUCUAAAGUACAGAGCACAGGAGGGGCAAGGGAGCAACAGCAUGGACCCUGCAUUGCCAGGCGACCUUACCGGGCCAGACAGCCCCUGCCUUAACUCGCAGGAGGAUGCGUCUCUUCCAUCCUCCCCACCACCAACCCCUGCUCCUGCUGCUGCUGCUGCUGCAUGUCCGCCCCCUGCUUUCUUCACACCCCCCGCUCCUGGUGUUUGCUGCACGCCUGCCUGUGCUGGUGCUUGUUGUUCACUUUCUGCCACUCCUAGUGCGUGUCAUGAAGGAGAAACGGGUCACACCGUGACAGUGCAAGAGCCUCCUGCCACGUGGACGUCCCUGAUUGGUUCGGAGAAGUUUGCUCCUUCCUCUUCUUUCCCCUCCCCCUCCUCUUCCCCUCCCCCUCCUCUUCCCCUCCCCCUCCUCUUCCCCUCCCCUUGUGGGUACGUGUGUGUCGGUUAG
Closterium sp. Naga37s-1 is the source of this 1005-nucleotide messenger RNA. NCBI's taxonomy places the organism in Eukaryota, Viridiplantae, Streptophyta, Zygnematophyceae, Desmidiales, Closteriaceae. The record is from the annotation of a GenBank genome assembly.